This is a messenger RNA of Peronospora farinosa, 3126 nucleotides long. NCBI's taxonomy places the organism in Eukaryota, Oomycota, Peronosporomycetes, Peronosporales, Peronosporaceae. The record is from the annotation of a GenBank genome assembly.
AUGCAUCCAUUUAAUAAUGAAAAGACACCUCUUGUUACUCCUACUACUCGUGCUCCAUUAUCAAAAGGACGUGGGGUUCGUGUUGGUUUAGAUGCUGCUGUAUUGGAUAAUCAGAAAAAAUGGAAACGUUUAACUGAUAUUAAUGAUGAUAAUAGUACUGCCAAAAAUAUGGCCAGUGAAGUACAAUCGGAAUUUCUAAAACAUCGGCAAUCUUUACUUCAGAAACAAAAAACCCGUCUUGGGUCGGGUAUACCCAUGUAUCCGGUCGAUACAACCCAUGAACCUCGUGACUUACAAAGGACCCAAAUUAAUUUUCACGACGACCCAAUUUUAGAAGCCAAAGACUAUGGUACAUGUCUUGAAAAAGAUCGAUAUGUAAUUGCUGCUGCGUUCCUAAAAGAUGGGGUUCAUGGCCGUAAAAUUGGGUACCGAUUGGAUCGAGAUGCUCUAUUUCUAAAUGAAUUGUUCCAUUCGGAUUCGUAUCGUCUCGUGUAUAUUCUCGUGGUUACACUCAUGUGUGCCAUGGCAUUUCUGGAAACUCCGGGUGAUGAGAAUCAUCCUUUUUUCAAGUAUUUGGGUGUGGAUUUAGUCUGUCUUUUUCUCUUUGGACUGGAUCUGGCCAUUCGGUGGUAUAUGAGCUCCAGUGAGACCCAAUGCAAGUACAUUUCCAGACAACCAUGGGCUGUGGUACGAAUGAUUCUGCUCUUUCUUACAAGUCUCGACUUGGUCGUGAAUCUCUUGUUUCCAAGGUUGAAUCCUUAUCGGUUUUCAAGAGCUUUACGACCUUUUUUCUUUAUUGCACGAGGAAGAAACAUUCGGAUCAUCUUUAGCAGCUUUUUACAUGCGUUACGAGAAGUGUUGAUUGUGCUUGGAUUGAGUUUCUGCUUUGUCGCUUUCUUUGGACUUGUGGGGUAUCUCAUUUUUUCGGAUACAAGUGAGGACCCAAGCGCCACGUUUUUCAAUUCGCUCUCAUCUUCCAUGUAUACAAUGCUGCUUAUUCUCAAUUGCAUGCCUUAUAUGGCUCGAAGCAUGUAUCCAUACUACAAGAUGACGCACUGGAGUGCAAUCUUCUUUGUGCUCUUUGUGCUGCUCACCAACUUGUUCCUGCUCAAGCUCACCAUUGCUGUCUCGUACAAGUCGUACAAGAAAAACACAGAAAACAUGCUCUACAAACGGCUUCAGAAGCGCAAAGCUGCGUUGUAUGCUGCCUUUGACAUCUUGGCUCAAAAUGUGAACUUUGACGACACGAAUUUACCAGGCCCCAGUGGAGUGACGGGCAGUCCGAAUAAUGCAGCAAGUGAUAUCAGUCUCGUGUCGAAUGCCUCUCUGCUGAACGCCGCUAACCGCCGUGGAUCCUCGCGCUUUUUCUUAGGCACAUUCGACAAGCGCGCAUCAUUUAACAUUGCUCAUCCGGAUCCAAAUGUUAGUCUUGUGACCCCAGCCAACAAGCGCUACAUAUCGCUGGACUCAUGGAUCAGCGUGUGCGAAUACCUAAAGCCGAAAUGGACGGCUACGGAUGCUGAGCUCGUGUUUAACACCGUGGAUAUGGAGCACGUAGGCUUUUUGGAUUUGACGGAUUUCUAUCAGCUCUGCUCGCUGCUCAGUGUGAAGCUUGAGCGCCCAACGCUUUUCUCGAACAGCUUGAUGCGCCGCUUUUGCACGCCGCGCCAGCGCCAUUCUAUUCGUCACUUUCGCGGACAGGUUCGUAGUACGCUGCUACACGAGGUCUACCUCUUUGGUCGCUAUCGUGUAGUGCUGGCAGAGUUUGUCGUCGGUAUACUCGUUUGCCUCUCCGUCGUUCAGGCUGUGCAAGUCAACAACAUUAAGUUGGCCUUCUCUGUGAACCACUCCUGGCGUCUGCUGGGUUUCUUCCUGAUGAAUCUGUUCACUAUCGAGGUGCUAGUAAAGAUGUUUGCUUUUGGUUAUAACGAGUUCUUCACGCGGCCGUUCUGCAAGCUGGACUUGGCUGUCGUCAGUGUAGGCUGGUUGUUCUACGUGCUCACGACGGUAUCCAAGCCGCCGAACAUUUCACUGGUGUUUUACGACAUGGCGCUGGCUGUUCGAUCGCUGCGCUUUCUAAAGUUGUUGAACCUGUUUCCACCGUUCCACGAGAUUUUGUACACAAUGAAGGCGAUCAUGCCGCUGCUUAUGCAGCUGUUGCUCGUGAUUUUUAGCUUCAUGUACGCGUUCGCUAUCGUCACCCAGGCUAACUAUGGAAUCGCGUUGCGAGACUUUCCGGCUAGCAAACAAUCGAUGUCGCCUGGUUGGUACGGGCAGCGCGAGGAAUUUCAGGCAGAGACGUUCGAGCAAGUACUUGUGACAUUGUUUGGAGUGGCUAACCUUGCUGGAUGGGAUGCAAUUAUGGACGCUGCUCAUGCCGUGACCGGCUCGGACUCGACCUAUGUCUUCUUCUUCGUAUUUCGCAUGACAAUGAGCAACAUCUUACUUCCUAUCUUGGUUGGUUUUCUCGUGGAGUCUUUUGUCUCCAACGCCAAGACCGUGGAAUCAACUAUCCAGACCAGUGUAAACUCGGCUCAUCAGAUCCCUGUUGAUGACGAAGAGAACCGCAUGACUUUACUCGAGUCACGUCACAUGCAGAAUGAUGAUAUUGUCGCAAGUGCUAGCAAUCCACGAUUAUCGGCCGCGGAGUUGUAUGAGCGACAUCUGGCUGACAAUCCUCUACUGUCGCCUGGAUCAGUGUCGGAUUCUUCGGCGAGUGAGGUGCGCUUUAAAUUCAAGCGUCGUGGCAGUGUGGUGCACGAUCAGAUGUUCGAUGCUGUAAAGCUGUCGGAUGUAAGUCGUCUAAAGCUACAAAUCGAGCAGAAGGAGGAGGAGCUAGCCCAGCAGGACAUUGAGAUCCGAAAGCUGGAAGGCAAUGUACUGAGCAUGAAGAGUCGACUAAGUCAGUCACAGCACGCGAUAUUGGCGUACGAGUCGAAGAUGGAGGAGCUCAGUGCAGCGCUUCGCGAGGCGCAGGAGCGUCAGGCGGAGCUUGAAGCAAGGCACAACAAUUCUCUGCAGCACCCAUUUACAUCUGAAAGAGCACAGGAUAGCCAAGGACGCUCGCGCAGUGUCCGCCCGCGUGAUCGCUCCUCCUCCUGGAAGCUCUGGACAACUAACAUGUAG